AUGAAGUACGUUUCUAUCCUAGUAGCCUCGCUUAUCUCUGUAUCUGCUCUAGCCAUCGAUCAAGAUAACAACCCAAACUUCCACAUCGCUCCUGAAUUACGUGGUUUCUUUGACGACGAAAAAACUGUUACAGUCACUGUCGGAUCAGGUACACGGUGUCCCACUGCAUCAUCGUCAUCAGCAGCAGGAGGAGGUGGUGGCUUUGGAGACUUUUUUGGCAACGGUGGCAAUCAAAAAGUGACUACGACUGUAACAUUCACUCCCUCGCCCAUCACUGUCACUAAAAAUGCCGGUGGUGAUUCAAAACCAUCCACUGUGACUGUGCAUGCCUCCACGUGUCCUAACAAGACGGAAUCCCCUUCUACUAAAACGAUCACAAAAGAAUGUAGUGCAGCUCCCAUGUUUGACGGAGGUGGGCUCUUUGGCGGGAAAACCGUGACAGUAACAGUAUCUGCAGGAGCAGCAACAGUAGCACCAACAACAACAACGGAUGAUGCCAUAUUUGAUGGAGGUAUUUUUGGCGGGAAAAAAACCGUGACCGUAUCUCAAACAUGUGCUUCUCCCUCAACAGUGAUAGAGACAUCUACCAUGACAAGCUAUCUUCCUGCUUCCACAUCUGUAAGUACGGUUGUGAGUACUGAACUCAGUACGGUUGUGAGCACUAAAUUAAGCACGGUUAUAAAUACUGAAGUGAGUACGGUCGUAAGUACCAAGGUGAGCACUGAGGUCAGUGCUGUAACCACCACAGUGACAAGUACAGUCGCAGCAUCUGGUGAUACACUGGCCGCACCUACUGUGACCCAUGAUGUGACAGUAACUAAAACUAUUACCACUUUUGUUACGGAUGCCGCUGCUGUUGCUACUGCUGCCGCUUCCAAUGAUGCUCCUACUGCGGCAGAGUUACUAUGUGAUAUUGGAAAGAUGAGAAAAGCCCUUGAAGAAAAGCAGAAUGAAGAAAGAAAUAAACAAAAAGAGUGA
Molecule: messenger RNA, 978 nt
Organism: Mucor mucedo
Lineage: Eukaryota; Fungi; Mucoromycota; Mucoromycetes; Mucorales; Mucoraceae
Exons: 4
Coding region: 1-978 (325 amino acids)
Source: RefSeq, a predicted model, not a curated record